Messenger RNA from Fukomys damarensis (Damara mole-rat), 3936 nucleotides. It is a transcript of the gene Rxra, whose product is annotated as retinoid X receptor alpha. Gene Ontology annotation, molecular function: zinc ion binding; nuclear steroid receptor activity; retinoic acid-responsive element binding. Gene Ontology annotation, biological process: cell differentiation; negative regulation of transcription by RNA polymerase II; positive regulation of transcription by RNA polymerase II. NCBI's taxonomy places the organism in Eukaryota, Metazoa, Chordata, Mammalia, Rodentia, Bathyergidae. The transcript has 10 exons. The record is from RefSeq and is a predicted model, not a curated record. Gene Ontology annotation, cellular component: nucleus; RNA polymerase II transcription regulator complex. Bases 40 to 1518 code for a protein of 492 amino acids.
CCUGGGUUCAUCAGGAGCCCACCUCUGGAGGCCUGCGCCAUGUGCCGAUGGAGCCGGCGGCGGCUGACUGUGCAGCAGUCCCAGGACCUGCUCACCCAGAGCUGCGAACAGCAGCCGUGGGGGCUCCUCUCUGACGCUCCAGACUUCUCCGCCCAAGUGAACUCCUCCUCCCUCAACUCCCCGACAGGCCGGGGCUCCAUGGCUGCCCCUUCGCUGCACCCCGCGCUGGGCCCUGCCAUUGGCUCCUCGCUGGGCUCCCCGGGGCAGCUGCAUUCGCCCAUCAGCACGCUGAGCUCGCCCAUCAAUGGCAUGGGUCCACCCUUCUCUGUCAUCAGCUCGCCCAUGGGCCCCCACUCCAUGUCCGUGCCCACCACGCCCACCCUGGGCUUUGGCACUGGCAGCCCCCAGCUCAGCUCGCCCAUGAACCCCGUGAGCAGCAGCGAGGACAUCAAGCCCCCCCUGGGGCUCAAUGGAGUCCUCAAGGUCCCUGCCCACCCCUCAGGAAACAUGGCGUCCUUCACCAAGCACAUCUGUGCCAUCUGCGGGGACCGCUCCUCAGGCAAGCACUAUGGCGUGUACAGCUGCGAGGGCUGCAAGGGCUUUUUCAAGCGCACCGUGCGCAAGGACCUGACCUACACCUGCCGUGAUAACAAGGACUGCCUGAUCGACAAGCGGCAGCGCAACCGCUGCCAGUACUGCCGCUACCAGAAGUGCCUGGCCAUGGGCAUGAAGCGGGAAGCCGUGCAGGAGGAGCGGCAGCGAGGCAAGGACCGGAGCGAGAGCGAGGUGGAGUCGACCAGCAGCGCCAACGAGGACAUGCCUGUGGAGAAGAUCCUGGAGGCUGAGCUGGCCGUGGAGCCCAAGACAGAGACCUAUGUGGAGGCAAACAUGGGGCUGAACCCCAGUUCGCCCAACGACCCCGUCACCAACAUCUGCCAGGCCGCGGACAAGCAGCUGUUCACGCUGGUGGAGUGGGCCAAGAGGGUCCCACACUUCUCUGAGCUGCCGCUGGACGACCAGGUCAUCCUGCUGCGGGCGGGGUGGAACGAGCUGCUCAUCGCCUCCUUCUCCCACCGGUCCAUAGCCGUGAAGGACGGGAUCCUCCUGGCCACCGGGCUGCACGUGCAUCGGAACAGUGCCCACAGCGCAGGGGUGGGCGCCAUCUUUGACAGGGUUCUGACAGAGCUGGUGUCCAAGAUGCGGGACAUGCGGAUGGACAAGACGGAGCUGGGCUGCCUGCGUGCCAUCGUCCUCUUCAACCCCGACUCUAAGGGGCUCUCGAACCCCACCGAGGUGGAGGCGCUGAGGGAGAAGGUGUACGCGUCGCUGGAGGCCUAUUGCAAACACAAGUACCCAGAGCAGCCAGGCAGGUUUGCCAAGCUGCUGCUCCGGCUGCCGGCCCUGCGCUCCAUCGGGCUCAAGUGCCUGGAGCACCUGUUCUUCUUCAAGCUCAUCGGGGACACGCCCAUCGACACCUUCCUCAUGGAGAUGCUGGAGGCCCCCCACCAGCUGGCCUAGGCCUCGGGCCACCUGCCCUGCCCUUGCCCGGCGCACAUGGACCUUUGGGGAGCUGAGGGGUGCUGCUGUCCCUGUCAUCCUACUGCCGCUUGUCUGUGGCCAGGGCCGCGGCUUCCUGGGGCAGCAGGAGCAGCAGAGACCCAGCUAGGCCCUGCCCGCUGGCUCCUGCAGGUGCCUGGGCCGCAGUGCUGGGGGGCUCCUUGUUGCUGUUUGUAGCAGGUGGUUCUUGAGCUCCCCCUCGGUGGCCAUGACUGAUGUGACCCAUCUUUGACAGCCCGGAGAGCUCACUUGGGGAGCGGGGCAAGCGUAGGUGGGUACAGGAGGUUCCCCACCUCCCUCUGGAGCCCAGAUCCUCCCUUUUUGGUGGCAUGGAGGGUGAGCAGCCCCACUUCCCACAAGGAACCAGUGAGCUCCCCCAGCCACUGGGAACAGGAGCUGACUUCACAGAGUUUUGGGGCCACCUGAAGGCCACCGGGACCCGGGGCGCCAUCACCCCACCUUGGUUUCCUCUUUGAGUCACUGACCUGGCUGCAUCUUCUCACUGUGUGCGCCCACUUAACCCAGGGUACCCCAAGAUCACCACGCAGCAUGUGGGCCCCGCAUGGGCUCUGCUGACCCCCGUGCUGGAUGCUCCCAUCCUGGGGCUGCAAGGGAUGCCGACUGGGUUCUCUCCAAGUGGCUCCUGCGAGAACAAGCCAUGCAGGCAGGGGCAGGGGCAUCCUCCUCCUCUGGACCCCGUGUCUGUCUGGGGACUCUGCAGUGUUCCGGGUGACACCAUCCACCUAGAUCCCCUGCUGCUGCAGACCUGAGACCCUGUGUUGAAUGGGAAGCUGGCAGGCUGGGAUGCAAGGAGGGGGCCGGGGGUGCCCCUGUUGGCAGGAGGGGCCUCUGGGAGCCGGGUGGGAGGCCGUGGGAGGAUGGGCGUGUCCAGCUGAGGGCGUGGCAGCACCAGGCAGAGGUGCAGCGCUCAGUCCCUUCCGCCUAUCUCGGUGCCUUUUGCUGUCCGGUGCACCCUGUCAUCUGCCAUCCGUGCCCUCGCCUGCUCUGUGCAGUGCCCCCUAGCUCCUGUGCACCCCUCGGGAAUGUCCGUGGCUCUAGCAGAGAAAACCUAGGGGCAGAAGUCUUCUCAGUGACGUGUCCCCUCCCACCCUGGGCCUGGCUGGCCUCUGCUCCCCGAAGCCAGAACCCCGAGCCCCGUGGCCCGUGCAGCCUUACCUGCCGCCCACUUCCUGUUGCUCUUCCGCAGCUUCCUGUGCCCCUCUCCUUAGUGCCCUGUCACCACCAUUGUGCGUCCAGCGUUGCUGGAGUGUGAGGCGGGCUCUGGGGAGGUGGGACGGCUCUUGAACCAGGCCUUCAGCCAUGCUGCCAAUCUGGCGCAAUUGAGGUGAUUUUUUUGUAAUUAUUAUUAUAUUUUGGUGGGACAGUCUUUAAUUUUCUAAAGAUAGCACUGACAUCGGCUUCUCAGCCAUCCCGUGCGCGUCCCUGCCUUGGCCGGGCCCGUGACCUCCCCCUUGCCGUGUCCCUUCCCGCGUGGACAUUCACACCGGCUCCCGUGGCUGAGAAGCGAAGAUGACCGGGGAGGGGGGCAGGUGGCCUGGCUGGUGCCUGGCGACGGUGCCGGAAAGGACACCCAGGGGCCGGCUGGAGCACGAGUCUCCGUCGGAGCUGGGGUGCGUGGCCUGGUCCCCGUGCCUGCGGCUGUGUGGUUGGACGUGCAUGAGCUGUGCAGAGGCACUGGGCGCGAGGAACCGUGUUACAGUUACCGAUGUUUUGUGUUUCUUCUUAAUCAAGACUUUCCCCGUGUCCCUGUAAAUUUGCUUCCUGUAAGCAAGCACCUGAGGGUCGCUCCCGUGGUGAAGUCUGGGUCGAAGGAGAAUCUCGAGGCAGGAGAUGCAUCUAUUUUCAGAUGCCCAGGGGCGGUGGCUUUGGCUGUCCCGAGCCCUGGCGAUGCCUUAGCCGGGACUCCGCUCACGCUUUAGGGAUGUCACGUCCACCCGGGGAGAGAGAGGAGCAGACGUCUAAAGCAUCGGGAAAGGUUAAAAAAUCUAUUUUUGUACAAAUGUAAUUUUAUCCCUCAUGUAUACUGGAUGAUAUUGUGGGGGGUGGGACCUGUUUUGUUUCUGCUUCUAGCGGUCCAGGUGAGGCGUGGGACGCAGAGGCGUUGCAGGGGCUCCGCGGACCCUGCCUGCAGACGCCUCUCCUGGAGGGGGCGCCUCAGCGCCUGCCCAGGACUUCGCCUCUCGCCCGCUGCCGGCCUUCCCACAACUCUGUCUGACUGUGAAAUUCCUUCCCUCCGUAAUCGUUCUCUGCAACAUCGCGGCACAGAUGUCGGGGUCGGACAAACAGUGGUGUUAGACUCGUGGGAGAGACACACAGAGGAACGUGGGAGAGGAGAAACAAAAUGAGCGUUUUGAAAUA